Molecule: messenger RNA, 1626 nt
Organism: Entrophospora candida
Lineage: Eukaryota; Fungi; Glomeromycota; Glomeromycetes; Entrophosporales; Entrophosporaceae
Source: the annotation of a GenBank genome assembly
AUGUUUAUUGUUUACAAUUUUGAAAGAGCUGAUGAUCCAACUCUAGGGACGUGGGAGUUAUAUGGAUUAUCUGGUGUCUCUGCAAUGCACAUGGCGGUUUUAUCAUCGACUAAAAUUUUAUUUAUUGAUAAAGUCGAAGCAAAUGAAUUAAAACAAUCCGAUGGCUUAUCUGCUAUUGCUGCAGAAUUCGAUCUAACAACAAAAAAUGUUCGUGCGAUUGAUCUGGCCACUAAUACUUUUUGUUCUGCGGGUUCAUGGUAUAGUAAUGGUUCAUUGAUAUCAGAUGGUGGUGGUCAACCUGGUAAUAACUUUCAAGACGGUGGUAACACCAUUAGAAUUUAUGAUCCUUUUGUUGGUACUAUGUACGAAAAAAUUAAUUUCAUGACAAAUUAUAGAUGGUACCCUGCUAUGGCUACAAUGCCAGAUGGAAGAGUAAUGACAAUGGGUGGUUCCAAAAAAGCAACCGGUCCUAACAGAGCUGAAAUCAAUUCUCCUAGUUAUGAAUUCUUUCCAACUCCUGAUGGUUCACCAGCUGUGCCACUCAAUUUCCAAUUUUUGGUUGAUACUCUGCCAUAUAAUCUUUAUCCAUUCGUGCAUGUAAUACCUAAUGCCGAAUUGAAGAAUGUAGCUUUUGUGUUUGCCAAUAAAAAAAGUAUACUUGUUGAUUUAGAUACUACCACAACUUUGAAAACUUAUCCUGACAUGCCUGGAAUUUCUCCACGUGUAUAUCCCUUGACUGGUAGUUCGGUCUUGUUGCCAUUAAGACCAGCUACAAAUUAUUCUGCAGAAAUAAUGGUAUGUGGUGGUGGAACUGGGGCUACUCCGCUUUCUCCUGCUGAUGCUUCAUGUGGUAGAUUAAAUUUAAAUGUAGAUGCUCCAGCAUGGGCAAUGGAUGAUUUUGGUGGUCAAGCAAGAGUUAUGCCGGAUGUUGUUAUUACAUCUGAAGGAAAUCUUUUGUUUUUUAAUGGCGGUGCUACAGGAUAUGCCGGAUUUCACAAAGGAAAACCAGACAAUCCAUUAUAUAUUUGUAAUGACCCAGUUUAUGCACCUUCAUUUUAUGAUGUUACUGCAAAAACAUACAAAAAACUUGCACCAUCCACAAUUUCAAGAAUGUAUCACUCAGUUGCAUCUUUAUUAGGUGACGGUAGAAUAAUAAUUGCUGGAAGUAAUCCACAACCAAAUGUUGAAGUUGGAUCAACAUACCCAACAGAAUAUCGUAUCGAAUUGUUUACACCACCGGCACUUUUAACGGGUAAACCAAGACUCACCAUUCUAACCGUAGCUGGAAAUAACUUGAAUUCUGUAACGCUUUUAGCACAUUAUAAACAAUCAUUAGAAAUCACCUUUAAGUUAACAGUCACCAACUUCCAACAAACAUUACUUACCGCUUCAAUAAUUCAUUUUGGUUUUGUCACACAUUCUCAACACAUGUCGCAAAGAUACGUUGAAUUGGCUAUAACACUUGUUCAACCACCUGCAACAGCUGAUUCAAAUGUUUACAAGAUUACGGUUGAUAUGCCUCCAGAUCAAACCAUCUUCCCGCCUGCACCGUCUUUCCUCGCUUUGCUUUAUGAUGGAAUGGUUUGUGAUCAAAUGGCCGAAAUUACCCCUUUCAUAAAACAAUAA